GGACUCUUCCAAACACCAUGCCGAAGAUUACCGUCCAACCCCCGAUCGAUCAGCUCGAGUCAAUCAUCGCCAGUACGUCUCCGCGACCAAAUAUCAUCCCGGUCUAUGCGACGAUCCCUGGUGAUUUCCUCACUCCGUCUGCGGCAUACUUGAAGCUCUCGGAGAAGAGCAAGUACUCGUUUUUGCUGGAGAGUGUUGCAGGUGGUGAGCAGUUGGGGAGAUACAGUUUCAUUGGCGCGGAUCCGUACAGGGUUAUCAAGACUGGCGCUGGACAUGGGCCAGAUGUGGAUCCCUUGAUUGAGUUGGAGAAGGUCUUGGAUGGGUACAAUACCGCGACGGUACCAGGCGUACCUCCAUUCCCAGGCGGUGCCAUCGGCUACAUCUCUUACGACUGUGUGAAAUACUUCGAACCAAGAACGAAGCGCGAGCUACGGGAUCCCCUGGGUAUACCCGAAUCCCUCCUUUUCUUCCACGACUCCGUCGUCGCUUUCGACAACAUCUUCCAGUCCAUCAAGGUUGUCUCCCACGUCCACCUCGAAGACUCGAAACCUCUCUCAGAAGCCUACGCCGACGCGGCGGCAAAGAUUCAGAAGAUUGUCGAUACGCUGUCGCAGCCUCAUACCCCCGUACCACACCAACCACCAGUGAAGCCCGACAAUGAAUAUCAAUCCAACAUUGGACGGGAAGGAUAUGAGGGUUUCGUGCACAGACUGAAGGGACAUAUUAAGAAGGGAGAUAUCAUCCAGGCCGUCCCAUCACAACGCAUGACCAGAAAGACCUCGCUCCACCCUUUCAAUGUAUACCGCCACCUCCGCACCGUCAACCCCUCCCCUUACAUGUUCUACAUCGACUGCGCCGACUUCCAAAUCGUCGGUGCCUCACCCGAACUCCUCGUCAAAUCCGAAGCUGGACGUAUCAUCACCCACCCCAUCGCUGGAACCGUCAAGCGCGGCAAGGACUCCGACGAGGACGACAGACUGGCAUCCGAACUCCUCGCGUCGACAAAAGACCGCGCAGAGCACGUCAUGUUGGUCGAUUUGGCACGUAACGACAUCAACCGCGUUUGUGAACUCAAGACCUCCCGCGUUGACCGCCUCAUGACCGUCGAGCGCUUCUCUCACGUCAUGCACCUCGUUUCCCAAGUCUCGGGUGUACUACGUAAGGGCAUGACCCGCUUCGACGCUUUCCGCUCUAUCUUCCCCGCCGGAACCGUCUCUGGUGCCCCUAAAGUCCGCGCAAUGGAACUCAUUGGUGAGCUCGAGGGUGAACGCCGCGGUGUCUACGCCGGUGCCGUUGGUCGCUGGGGAUACGACCAAGACUCUAUGGACACCUGUAUCGCUAUCCGAACGAUGAUGUUCAAGGACGGUGCAGCCUACCUCCAGGCCGGUGGUGGAAUCGUCCACGAUUCCGACGCGUACGAUGAGUGGAUGGAGACGAUCAACAAGUUGAAGGCGAAUAUGACGUGUAUUGUUGAUGCGGAGAAAUUGUAUAUCGGGAGGGAGGAGGAGGCGAGUGGGUUGAGUAAGGAGGAGGAGACGGGUGAAGCUCCGGCGAAUGGCAAUGGGAAGAAGCAUAAGGAUGUUGGGUUCGCUGCUUAAGAUAGCGAUAGAUUAUAUAAGACAAUCGUCAAGAUAUGAUAACAGUACUGAUUUGCCACGGAAA
Saitoella complicata NRRL Y-17804 is the source of this 1662-nucleotide messenger RNA. RefSeq names its product anthranilate synthase component 1. The coding region runs from base 18 to 1598 and encodes 526 amino acids. Gene Ontology annotation, molecular function: anthranilate synthase activity. The transcript is spliced from 3 exons. Lineage: Eukaryota; Fungi; Ascomycota; Saitoellomycetes; Saitoellales; Saitoellaceae. The record is from RefSeq and is a predicted model, not a curated record. Gene Ontology annotation, biological process: L-tryptophan biosynthetic process.